AUCUGUCGUUAAAUCUGUUGAAUCGUUCUUACAGAACACACAAAUCGUUACAAAAGUCAAUUGGGUUCCCACGAAACUGUGGGGCCCAUCCUCGACCAGGAGAAGAAGAAGAUGGGUAAGAGCUGGUUAACAUGUGUCUCCGCGUCUUGUUUAUCUCCAGGAGGCAAAGACAAAAAGAAUCAAAAACCGGAGAAACCUAAGAGGAAAUGGUCAUUUGGGAAACAAAAGAGUAGAGAAUCUUUUGAAUUCCCUAUUGAGGAGACUCCUCCUUUAACGGUUGACCCUUCGCCUUCUUCUGUUUAUCAACCGUCUCCUCCUCCUCCUCCGUUACCGGAUUUUGCUCCUCAGCCGUCUUUGCCACCACCUUCUCCUCCUCCUCCUCCACCAGCAGCGGCAUCAUCUAGUAAUACGGGAUAUGGUGAGUCUAAUGAAGCGAAGACUAGACAAGCUCUGGCUCUUGCAUCAGCUGUUGCAGCCGAAGCAGCUGUCGUGGCUGCUCAUGCUGCCGCGGAGGUUGUUCGUCUCACGACCCCAUCAACACAUCAAAUUGUGGUAUCAAAGGAGGAAACUGCUGCGAUCAAGAUCCAAAAUGCAUACAGAUGUUACAAGGCGAGACGCACUCUUCGUGCGCUGCGAGGAAUGGCCAGGCUUAAAGCUUUGCUACAAGGAAGAUACGUCAAAAGACAAAUGAACGCGAUGCUUAGCUCGAUGCAAACACUUACACGUUUACAAACACAGAUUCAAGAGAGGAGGAAUCGCUUAUCCGCCGAGAACAAAACUCGUCACAGGCUAAUCGAGCAAAAGGGUCACCAGAAAGAUAACAAUCAGAAUCAGAGCUUGGUUCUAGCAGGAGAUUUCGAUGUAAGCAAUAAGUCAAAGGAACAGAUCGUGGCAAGGUCGAUGAAUCGAAAAGAAGCUUCUGUAAGACGAGAGAGGGCUUUGGCUUAUGCUUACAGUCAUCAGCAAACGUGGAGAAACUCUUCUAAACUUCCACACCAAACUCUGAUGGACACAAACACAACAGACUGGGGUUGGAGUUGGCUUGAACGAUGGAUGGCUUCUCGUCCGUGGGAUCCUCAAUCAAACGACGAUCAAGUCUCCUUCAAACGCGAAAACAGCAUCAAGACUUCUCCUGCCAGACCUAAAACACUAAAGUCAUCCAGCCAAAAAUCUAUUCAAUGGUCUGGAAACAAUGAUACCAAGAGCAAAACCAGCGAGGUUACUAAUCGUAGGCAUAGCAUUGGUGGAUCAUCUACAAACGUUAAAGAUGACGAGAGCGUUGGUAGCUCGACAUCGCGCAGAAACUCUUUAGAUAAUACACAAAAUGAGAAAUCCAAGGUUAUUGUGGAAACAAUAAGCAAAGUGAGUAAUGCACAAACUGUGAAGUCCAAGGUUAGUAUGGAAACAACAAGCAAAGUGAGUAAUGCACAACCUGUGAAAUCUAAAGCUAGUUUGGGAACAAAAAGAAACGUGGAUAACAAGCAAGCUUUGAAAUCAAAAGCUACCGUGGGAACAACAGGAAACUUGGCUAACACGCAAACUGUGAAACCAAAGGUUAAUAAUGUCGAAGCAACAAGCAACUUGGAUUUGCAGAAGAAGAAGGUUGUUGUGUCUGAUAAGAAGAAACCUCCGCAGGCAGUACUGCCAAAGAAGAGGCUUUCAUCUUCUACUUCUCUUGGAAAAGCUAAGAUAGUGUCGGAUUCUGACAAAGCAACGACAGGUGGUCCAAAUGGAGAGAAGAAGAGAAGAAAUGGUGGUAGCAGUUAACCUAAAGUAAUAGCCUUAUCUAAGACUAAGAUGUUGGUUUGGUGGCGAUUUGAUAGAGGUAGCAUCUCAAAUUCGAGAUUUGUUUUCUAUCAACGCAAAUAGAAAAGAGAAAAAAAAAAUGAAACAAAGAGUGUAUUUUGGUAACAUUUAUUUUGAUUGUUUUCUUUGAGUGAGAGUAUAAAUGAUGUAUGUCUGUUUCAGUUUGUUUUUCCAUCUGGUGGGUAAUUCUUUA
Messenger RNA from Capsella rubella, 1999 nucleotides. Its product is annotated as protein IQ-DOMAIN 1. The coding region runs from base 112 to 1767 and encodes 551 amino acids. Lineage: Eukaryota; Viridiplantae; Streptophyta; Magnoliopsida; Brassicales; Brassicaceae. The transcript has 6 exons. The record is from RefSeq and is a predicted model, not a curated record. Gene Ontology annotation, molecular function: protein binding.